AUUAUGAGAAAAAACUCCACUUCCGUGACUGAGUUCAUUCUCCUCGGACUGACCAGUCGCCUGGAAUUGCAGAUUGUCCUCUUCCUGCUGUUUCUGGUGAUUUACAUGGUCACGGUCGCAGGGAAUCUUGGCAUGAUUGUCCUCAUCCAGGCCAAUGCCCGGCUCCACAAACCCAUGUACUUUUUCCUGAGCCACCUGUCGUUUGUAGAUCUGUGCUUCUCUUCCAAUGUGACCCCCAAGAUGCUGGAGAUUUUCUUAUCAGAGAAGAAAACCAUCUCCUAUCCUGCUUGUCUGGUGCAGUGUUACUUUUUCAUUGCCUUGGUCCACGUGGAGAUCUAUAUCCUGGCUGUGAUGGCCUUUGAUCGGUACAUGGCCAUCUGCAACCCUCUGCUUUAUGGCAGCAAGAUGUCCAGGAGCGUGUGCACAUCCCUCAUCACGGGGCCUUACGUUUAUGGAGCGCUCACGGGCCUCAUGGAGACCAUGUGGACCUACAACCUAGCCUUCUGUGGCCCCAAUGAAAUUAACCACUUCUACUGUGCGGACCCACCCCUGAUAAAGCUGGCCUGUUCUGACACUUACAACAAGGAGUUGUCAAUGUUUGUGGUGGCUGGUUGUAACCUUUCCUUUUCUCUGCUCAUCAUCCUGGUUUCCUACCUUUAUAUUUUUCCUGCUAUCCUGAGGAUUCGUUCCACAGAAGGCAGGCACAAAGCUUUCUCCACCUGUGGCUCCCAUCUCACAUCUGUCACCAUAUUCUGUGCUACCCUUUUCUUCAUGUAUCUCAGACACCCUUCUAAGGAAUCUGUGGAACAGGGAAAAAUGGUAGCUGUAUUUUAUACAACAGUCAUCCCCAUGUUGAACCCCAUGAUUUACAGCCUUAGGAAUAAAGAUGUGAAAGAAGCCCUCAAGGAAAUUUUAAAAGGAAAGUAA
Ailuropoda melanoleuca (giant panda) is the source of this 927-nucleotide messenger RNA. RefSeq names its product olfactory receptor 5M8. The record is from RefSeq and is a predicted model, not a curated record. Bases 4 to 927 code for a protein of 307 amino acids. Gene Ontology annotation, biological process: G protein-coupled receptor signaling pathway. Gene Ontology annotation, molecular function: G protein-coupled receptor activity; olfactory receptor activity. The transcript is spliced from 2 exons. NCBI's taxonomy places the organism in Eukaryota, Metazoa, Chordata, Mammalia, Carnivora, Ursidae. Gene Ontology annotation, cellular component: membrane.